Molecule: messenger RNA, 1617 nt
Organism: Kluyveromyces marxianus DMKU3-1042
Lineage: Eukaryota; Fungi; Ascomycota; Saccharomycetes; Saccharomycetales; Saccharomycetaceae
Gene: CEF1
Product: Cef1p
Exons: 1
Coding region: 1-1617 (538 amino acids)
Biological process (GO): mRNA splicing, via spliceosome
Cellular component (GO): Prp19 complex; spliceosomal complex
Source: RefSeq, a predicted model, not a curated record
AUGGCACCUGUCCCUAUAUAUGUUAAAGGUGGUAUUUGGACUAACCUAGAAGAUCAAAUCUUAAAGGCAGCUGUUCAGAAAUAUGGAACACACGCAUGGAGUAAGGUAGCAUCCCUCCUUCAAAAGAAGAAUGCUAGACAGUGUCAAUCACGUUGGAACGAGUUCCUUAAUCCAGCGCUUAACUUUACUCCUUUUGAUGUUAAAGAAGACGAGAAGCUACUAGAUUUAGCAAAGAGAAUACCGAAUCAAUGGAGAACUAUUGCCGAAAUAAUGGGUAGACCAGCCCAGACUUGUAUUGACAGAUAUAACAUACUCUUGUCAGUGGAUAAAAAUAAGGAUGGAUUAGAAACUCAAAUGCAAGUUGGUGAAAUUAAUCCAAACAACGAGAGUCUACCAGCCAAGGAAGACAAGAAAGAGUUAGAAGAUGAAGAAAGAGAAAUGCUAGCUGAAGCGCGGGCAAGAUUGUUAAACACUCAAGGAAAGAAGGCAACCCGUAAGAUCAGAGAACGGAUGCUUGAAGAAAGUAAACGUAUAGCUUUUUUACAGAAGCGUAGAGAGUUAAAACAAGCAGGUGUUGAUAGUAAGAUUAAAGCUCCAAAGAAAAAAUACGAGUCUCAACUUGAUUAUAAUGAGGAUAUCGCUUAUGAACAACGACCGCUUCCCGGUAUAUAUGAUACGUCGAAAGAAGAUGAAAGAACGGAAUUACUUCUCAGGAAGUUUGAAAACUUAGUUGAACAGAAAGGUGUUUUCGACAGAAAAAACAAUGAAAGACCAAAAGAACUCCACAAGAGAAAGCAAGAAAAACAGUUGACUCCAGUUUCGAUAAAAGUAUCAGAGUCAACGAACUCAGUUCUUACCAAUGAAUACAAGAAGCCAAAACUACAGCUCUCUGCACCUAAAGUGAAAUUACAAAGUAAAAGUAUAAGUAAAAAAAAAUCAAUUAUCUACUUAUUUGAAUCGUUACCGCCUCCUAAAAAUGAUUUUGAGAUCGAGUUAGAUGAUUCCACAGUUGAAGAUGGUGAUGAGGAUGAAAAAAACAAUGAAUACGUUAACAAUAUUAAUUCCGAGUCGGAAGUACAGACCGAAAAUAAAUUGCAACCAGCACCAAGUGAUAAAGAUCACCAACAGAUAGUACCGAAAAUAUCCUCAAUCACAGAGCAAGCUCGUGAAGAUAAUACUGACAACAAUUUUGACGGUAGGAUAACGGGAAAUGUGGUCAAAUCUCCACAUCAAAAUCGAAAAUCAAUACAUGAGUAUCUGGAAUCAAUUCUCAGUAGUACAUCUGCGGUGGAGGUACCGGAAUCCUUACACCCAAAAUUGGAGGAACAUUUACAAUCUACUUCAAUAGACACUGAAAAUGAGAUCAUUAGGAUGCAAAAUAGAAUAACAGAACUUCGUUUGACUCUUGAAGAGUCUGUCAAACCAGAAAGGGAUUCUAUCUCAAGGUUGUCUCUACAACUACAAAAUACUUUAAAACCAGCGGUUUCAGGACUUGCAUACCAAUAUUACAUAGACUACAUGAAAUACACACGAGAUUAUCAUUUGAUGGCGGAAGAGAAAGAAAGGCUGGAGGAUAACCUUGAGCUUACCAAAAUCUCUGGGGACGUGUCUGUUUAA